Messenger RNA from Closterium sp. NIES-67, 3448 nucleotides. NCBI's taxonomy places the organism in Eukaryota, Viridiplantae, Streptophyta, Zygnematophyceae, Desmidiales, Closteriaceae. The record is from the annotation of a GenBank genome assembly.
AUUACAAGUGCAGUCGCUCCAAGCUCGUCCCUCGCUGCCCCGCCAAGAAGACAGUCGACAUCGACUGCCAAGCGCCCCUCUCUGUGGACGCCAUUCAAGUCGCCCACCGCUGCCGCCUCCACAACCACCCAAUGCGGCCCAAACACCUGAGCUUCAUCAACCACCAAGAUGCUCCGUCCAAACAUUCACCCAGCCACCCAGCUUCAAUCAACCACCCAGCUUCAAUCAACCACCCGAGUCCACCAAAGCACCCGGCUCCGCCCAAGCUACCUCCCGAAUUGUCGCCUGAACAAUUGCCCAACCAUCCGAUGUCGAUCAAUGACCAGGUUCUAUCCAACCUCCUUCCGACCUCGCAACACGGUCCAACGUUGCUCACCCUCCUGGCUCUACCUGCUGCCGCAGCCAUCACCUCCAAUGCAGCCAUCACCUCCAAUGCAGCCAUCACCUCCAAUGCAGCCUCACCUAGUCCAACUGCUGCUGCUGCUGCUGCAGGUGGUGAUGUCAAUUGUGCAGCCAGGAACGAAGCUUCCAGGGUGCUUCCUGAGUCGCUGGAUUAUGAUGGGUUGUGCAAGCCCCUCAUGUCACCAAGAACCGCCCAAAGUGCCAUGAAUGGGAACUUUGGGCGGUUCUUGGUGGGUGGGAGCAGAUGAGAGCUUUGGCCUGAAUGGGGACGCGAUAGACGAGUUUCUAUUCGAGCUGGGAGAGGUAACACCCACUGGGUGUAACCAUGGAGCUACAGUACAUCACAUGGGGUUGUUAUCGAGUGAUACCACUGAGGAAAGGUCAGUGCACGGGCCCUCAGGAGCACCAGCGCUGGAAGCAGCGUGGAAUGCGGGAUCUGGAAAAACAGGAGCAGCAGCAGCAGCAGCAGCAGCAGCAGCAGCAGCAGCAGCAGCAGCAGCAGCAGCAGCAGCAGCAGCAGCAGCAGCAGCAGCAGCAGCAGCAGCAGCAGCAGCAGCAGCAGCAGCAGCCGCAGCCGCAGCCGCAGCCGCAGCCGCAGCCGCAGCCGCAGCCGCAGCCGCAGCCGCAGCCGCAGCCGCAGCCGCAGCCGCAGCCGCAGCCGCAGCCGCAGCCGCAGCCGCAGCCGCAGCCGCAGCCGCAGCCGCAGCGGCAGCGGCAGCGGCAGCGGCAGCGGCAGCGGCAGCGGCAGCGGCAGCGGCAGCGGCAGCGGCAGCGGCAGCGGCAGCGGCAGCGGCAGCGGCAGCGGCAGCGGCAGCGGCAGCGGCAGCGGCAGCGGCAGCGGCAGCGGCAGCGGCAGCGGCAGCGGCAGCGGCAGCGGCAGCGGCAGCGGCAGCGGCAGCGGCAGCGGCAGCGGCAGCGGCAGCGGCAGCGGCAGCGGCAGCGGCAGCGGCAGCGGCAGCGGCAGCGGCAGCGGCAGCGGCAGCGGCAGCGGCAGCGGCAGCGGCAGCGGCAGCGGCAGCGGCAGCGGCAGCGGCAGCGGCAGCGGCAGCGGCAGCGGCAGCGGCAGCGGCAGCGGCAGCGGCAGCGGGCAGCGGCAGCGGCAGCGGGCAGCGGCAGCGGCAGCGGCAGCGGCAGCGGCAGCGGCAGCGGCAGCGGCAGCGGCAGCGGCAGCGGCAGCGGCAGCGGCAGCGGCAGCGGCAGCGGCAGCGGCAGCGGCAGCGGCAGGCGGGCAGCGGCAGCGGCAGCGGCAGCGGCAGCGGCAGCGGCAGCGGCAGCGGGGCAGCGGCAGCGGCAGCGGGCAGCGGCAGCGGCAGCGGCAGCGGCAGCGGCAGCGGCAGCGGGCAGCGGCAGCGGCAGCGGCAGCGGCAGCGGCAGCGGCAGCGGCAGCGGCAGCGGCAGCGGCAGCGGCAGCGGCAGCGGCAGCGGCAGCGGCAGCGGCAGCGGCAGCGGGCAGCGGCAGCGGCAGCGGCAGCGGCAGCGGCAGCGGCAGCGGCAGCGGGGCAGCGGCAGCGGCAGCGGCAGCGGCAGCGGGCAGCGGCAGCGGGCAGCGGCAGCGGCAGCGGCAGCGGCAGCGGCAGCGGCAGCGGCAGCGGGCAGCGGCAGCGGCAGCGGCAGCGGCAGCGGCAGCGGCAGCGGCAGCGGCAGCGGCAGCGGCAGCGGCAGCGGCAGCGGCAGCGGCAGCGGCAGCGGCAGCGGCAGCGGCAGCGGCAGCGGCAGCGGCAGCGGCAGCGGCAGCGGCAGCGGCAGCGGCAGCGGCAGCGGCAGCGGCAGCGGCAGCGGCAGCGGCAGCGGCAGCGGCAGCGGCAGCGGCAGCGGCGGCAGCGGCAGCGGCAGCGGCAGCGGCAGCGGGGGCGGCGGCGGCGGCGGCAGCAGCGGCAGCGGCAGCGGCAGCGAGAACAGAAGCCAUGGGGGCAGAUGAAGCAACUGAGCGCCAUGCUGCUGGCUCUUGCCGACUCCAUGCGACACAGAACAGGCACCAAACGACCUGCUUCUGCCAUGGCUGCUGCGCUCCCUGGCCUCCAUGCUCCUGCCCCACGGCGGCGCGUGGAUACCACCAUGUGCGCUGCAGCGGGUAUCGGCAUGAUGACUCCUCCUGACAGGAUCCAGAAGCGUCCAGCCACCGCCAUGGCUGCUGCGCUCCCUGACCUCCAUGCUCCUGCCCCAUGGCGUUGCAUGGAUACCAUGUGCGAUGCCAUGGAUAUUGGCCAGAUGACUCCUCCUGGCAGGAUCCAGAGGCGUCCAGCCGCUGCCAUGGCUGCUGCUGCACCACCCCCUGACCUCCGUGCUCCUGCCUCGUGGCGUUGUGUCCCUUUCAGCUGUGAUGCGGAUAGUGAAGGCAUGAUGACUCCUCCUGACAGGAUCCAGAAGCGUCAAGCCUCUGCCAUGGCCGCUGCACCCCCUGACCUCCAUGCUUCUGCCUCAUUUCGGUGCGUGCCUUUCAGCGGUGAUGUGGAGAGUGAAGGCAUGAUGACUCCUCCUGGAACGAGCAGCAUGGACCCUCAUGUGGAUGGGGGUGGGAUGGAGCGAUGCAUGGUGGAAAUGCAAUGGAGUGGGGCGGAUGGCCCAGAAACACCCACCCUUAGCAGCACUGCAGUGUUUAACAAGCUGGGCGGAAAGAAGCGCCGGUUGAUUUUCACUGCUAGCAGCAACACAGCCGACGGCGCGAACGCGACAGACGACCGUCUGACCGUCGGCAACCAACUGCCAACCCUGCCUUUCGUGCCCUCCCGACAUCUGACUUCACUGCGUGUAGAGCCCUCGGAGCAGCACAGGGUGUUUGAGCACAGGGUGUUUGAGCCGGUAAGCCAGCAUGGAGUGUUUGAGUUCCUGGGAGGGGCCAGCACCGCCUGUAUUUCCGACUUAGCAGUGGUUGACGUGCGGCAGCAGCUGCAGUGCUGGCUUGAGGGCGCAGCUUAGAACAUUGUGGCACUGCAAAGUCCUUGGUUGGGUUGGUUGGUCGCGUUUACAUUAUGAUGCUAUGCACUGAUGCACAUAGUGUAUGAUGUGGUUGGCAAUUUUGUAAGACUAGGCUAUCAAAGUGAGAAUG